Medicago truncatula (barrel medic) is the source of this 1299-nucleotide messenger RNA. RefSeq names its product aspartic proteinase CDR1. The record is from RefSeq and is a predicted model, not a curated record. Gene Ontology annotation, molecular function: aspartic-type endopeptidase activity. Gene Ontology annotation, cellular component: extracellular region. The coding region runs from base 1 to 1299 and encodes 432 amino acids. Lineage: Eukaryota; Viridiplantae; Streptophyta; Magnoliopsida; Fabales; Fabaceae. Gene Ontology annotation, biological process: proteolysis. The transcript has a single exon.
AUGAACAAACUUUCCUUUCUGAACCUUUUUUUCUUUUCCCUUUGCUUCAUUGCUUCUUUUUCUCAUGCGCUAAACAAUGGUUUUAGCGUUGAACUUAUCCACCGCGACUCUUCAAAAUCACCAUUCUACCAACCUACACAAAACAAGUACCAAAAAGUUGUGAAUGCCGCACGUCGUUCUAUCAACCGUGCUAAUCAUUUCUACAAAAAUUCACUUACAAGUUCACCUGAAUCAAAUGUAAUCCCUGAUAAUGGUGAGUAUCUGAUGACCUAUUCAAUUGGUAGCCCACCAUUUAAGUUAUAUGGCAUUGUUGACACAGGUAGUGACAUUGUUUGGCUUCAAUGCGAGCCUUGUGAACAAUGUUACAACCAAACCACUCCUAAGUUUAAACCAUCAAAAUCAUCAACUUACAAAAAUAUCCCAUGUUCAUCUAACCUAUGUCAAUCUGUGAGAGAUAUCUCUUGUAAUGCCCACAAUUUUUGUGAAUAUACUAUUUCUUAUGGAGAUCAUUCACAUUCACAAGGAGAUCUUAGUGUUGAUACUCUUACAUUAGAGUCCUCUACUGGUGGUCAUAUUUCAUUUCCUAAAACUGUGAUAGGAUGUGGAACCAACAAUACAGUGUCGUUUAAAGGUGCAAGCUCUGGUAUAGUUGGCCUUGGAGGUGGUCCCGUGUCUCUUAUAACACAACUUGGAUCGUCAAUUGGUUCAAAAUUCUCUUAUUGUUUGCUUCCAUUGUCUCUUGAGUCAAACAGGACAAGCAAACUCAGUUUUGGAGAUGCCGCUGUGGUUUCUGGUGAGGAUGUUUUGUCAACUCCUAUAGUGAAAAAAGACCCCACAGUUUUCUACUAUUUGACAUUGGAAGCAUUUAGUGUUGGAAACAAAAGAAUAGAAUUUGGCAGAUCUUCAAAUGGUAGUGAUGAGGGUAACAUCAUAAUUGAUUCAGGUACAACGUUGACGAUUUUGCCAUCUAAUAUUUAUAAUAAUUUGGAAUCAGCCGUGGCAGAAUCUGUGAAACUAGAGCGUGUUGAUGAUCCAACUCAACAAUUAAACCUUUGCUAUAGUACCACAUCAGACAUAUAUAACUUUCCUCUAAUAACAGCGCAUUUUAAAGGUGCGGAUAUUAAGUUGCAUCCCAUUAGUACCUUUGUUUCCGUUGCCGAUGACAUUGUUUGCUUUGCUUUUACCACUUCUCCGGGUGUUGCCAUCUUCGGAAACUUAGCUCAACAGAAUUUGUUGGUUGGUUAUGACCUUAAACAAAAAACUGUGUCAUUUAAGCCUACUGAUUGUAGCAAAGUGUAA